GCAGAGCGUAAACUGACAUUCCUGGCUUUGCAAUUUCUGGCGUAUAGACAUUAUUUACUGCUCAAGCUUCUUGACAUAAGAGCGACGCGGACUCACACCACUUGCCGCGUUCGGCCACGGGAUGGCGCUACCGCGCGUGCCGGUGGCGCUGGCCGUGCUGGCGUUGGCGCUGGGCAGCGCAUGUGUGCACGCGGUGACCAGCACGGACGACAUCCUGCCCGGCUGGAAGGGCGAGACAUACAACCACGUAGACUUCUUUUGGGAUCCCCUCAAGAAGGAGCCCUUUGAUGACAUCCCGCUGCCAGCCUCCAAGUCGUGGAUUGAGCAUGUGGCCUGGAAACCGCGCGUGUUCAUCUACCACAACUUCAUCACUGAAGUUGAGGCGAAGCACCUCAUUGAGCUCGCGGCGCCGCAGAUGAAGCGCUCCACGGUGGUUGGCGCGGGCGGCAAGAGCGUGGAGGACAACUACCGCACGAGCUACGGCACGUUCCUCAAGCGGUAUCAGGAUGAAAUUGUGGAGCGGAUAGAGAACCGUGUGGCGGCGUGGACGCAGAUCCCCGUGGCGCACCAGGAGGACACGCAGAUCCUUCGCUACGGGCUGGGCCAGCAGUACAAGGUGCACGCCGACACGCUGCGGGACGAGGAGGCGGGCGUGCGCGUGGCUACGGUGCUCAUCUACCUGAACGAGCCGGACGGUGGCGGUGAGACCGCCUUCCCCAGCAGCGAGUGGGUUAACCCGCAGCUGGCCAAGACGCUCGGAGCCAACUUCUCCGACUGCGCAAAGAACCAUGUGGCGUUUGCGCCGAAACGCGGCGACGCCUUGCUGUUCUGGUCCAUCAACCCCGAUGGCAACACGGAGGACACGCACGCCUCGCACACGGGCUGCCCGGUGCUCAGUGGCGUCAAGUGGACCGCCACCAAGUGGAUCCACGCGCGGCCCUUCCGGCCUAAUGAAAUGGCGGCCGGCCGCCCGCACGACCCGUACGUGAAGGACCCGGGCGUGUGCUACGACGAGAGCCCCAACUGCCCCGAGUGGGCGGCGCGUGGGGACUGCGAGAAGAACUCCGACUACAUGGUGGUCAACGCCGUGUCGCCGGGCGUGUGCCGCAAGUCCUGCGGCGCCUGCACGGUGUGCGCCAAGGGCGACAUGGCCUGCUACAACGACAACCGCGUCAAGGUGGGCUUCCUGGUGUACAACGCCUCCGAGCUGGCGCCCUUCAAGCCCAUGGUGUGAAGCGCGCGUGGUGGGCCCGCGAGCCCGUGGGAGCGCGUGAGCGUGGCAGCGUGGGAGAGUGUGAGCUAGCUGGCGAAAGCAUGAUGUUCAUGAGUAUGUGGGGGGGGGCACGUGCGGGCUAGGAUGAUGUGGUGGUGAAUUAUGCAGCCGAAGCCGGGGGAGCAGCAGCCAGGGGAACCGCUGGAUGCAGCCGUGAAGCUGCAGGGUGGAAAGGAAUAGCAGCAGGGCGGAUGCGGCAUGACGCCGUUCAGGAGCCCGCCUGGCAGGCCUUGUAGGGAAAGGCGCACGUGCCCGGAAGGGGCUCACCGCAUCGCUGGCGCAGGAGCACGGGAGUAGGCUUGACGCCGCGGAAUUUUCGGACGUGCACUGGGCCUGCUUUUUGUGCGGGGGAGGAGCGUUGGCUGAUGCAACGUGUACAUGCGCAUGUUCAAUCGCACGGCUGUGCGCUUGUUGGUGAGAGCCGCUUGCUGAUGGUACGGGGGGUUAAUGUUGAACCAAUCCCGUAAGGAAACAGUCGGUGGGAAGGCAGAGACCUACAGGAGGCCGUGCGUCUUGAUCAACUGUGAGAGACGGUGCGCAUUCCGGAGGUGUCAAGCAUCGGAGCGCGGCCGCAAGGCAACCAACGCGAUUGUGAGCCAGGAGGAGUCAGUGAGCCUGUU
Molecule: messenger RNA, 1893 nt
Organism: Chlamydomonas reinhardtii
Lineage: Eukaryota; Viridiplantae; Chlorophyta; Chlorophyceae; Chlamydomonadales; Chlamydomonadaceae
Exons: 14
Coding region: 122-1234 (370 amino acids)
Biological process (GO): peptidyl-proline hydroxylation to 4-hydroxy-L-proline
Cellular component (GO): endoplasmic reticulum
Molecular function (GO): L-ascorbic acid binding; procollagen-proline 4-dioxygenase activity; iron ion binding
Source: RefSeq, a predicted model, not a curated record